CAUAGUUCCCUUAAUUUACUUUCUUGAGAAACAAAACGAACUCAGAACCACAGAGCAAAUCUCAACUAUAAAACACAACAAAAUCUUCCUCCCAUUCUUUCUCUCAAGUUCUUUUUUUCAUCUUGGGAUCUGUUCUUAUCUUCUAUUUGCUCUCAAGAGCAAAACUCUUAGUCAGAAAACAUAAUAAUAAGAAGAUUUUGAGUACUUUUUUCUUGUUUAACAUGGAAGCUCCAUUGUCAACUUGGCCAUGGGACAACUUGGGAAGUUUCAAGUAUUUACUAUAUGGACCUUUGCUUGCAAAAUGGUUGUACUCAAGAUAUCAAGAAGACAAUAUCAAGGAAACAUGGUGUCUACAUAUUCUCAUUAUAUGUUUACUUAGAUGCAGUAUGCAUCAUACCUGGAAUACUUUCAGUGGCAUGUUGUUCUUAACUCGAAACAGACAAAUAAACAAGGAAGGUGUUGGUUUUAAGCAAAUUGACAAUGAGUGGGACUGGGAUAAUUUCAUAUUGCUUCAUGGUAUAAUGGGUUCACUAGUUUUCUACAUGCUUAAAGACCUAAUCAAUCUUCCUUUAUGGGACUUCAAAGGAUUAAUGGCUGUUGCAAUUCUCCAUAUAGCAAUUUCAGAACCCCUUUAUUAUUUCUUGCAUAAAAAAUUUCAUGGAAGCUAUCUAUUCAACCAUUAUCAUUCACUCCAUCACUCGUCACCUGUACUCCAACCCUUUACAGCUGGACAUGCUACACUUUUGGAGCACAUAAUAUUAGCUGCAGUGAUGGGAAUUCCAAUUUUAGGAACUUGUCUCUUGGGAUAUGGAUCAAUAACUAUGAUAUAUGGUUAUAUAUUGAUCUUUGAUUGCUUAAGAUGUUUGGGACAUAGCAAUUUUGAGAUUAUUCCUCAUCAACUAUUUCAAGCAUUUCCUACUCUUAAAUAUCUUCUCUACACCCCAACGUAUCACAGCCUACACCACACAGAAAUGGAGACCAAUUAUUGCCUCUUUAUGCCACUUUUUGAUGUUUUAGGGAAUACUCUAAAUCCAAAAUCAUGGGAAAUGCACACAAAAUUAAGUGUUGAAUCAGGCAAAAAUGGGAGGGUACCAGAUUUUGUAUUUUUGGCACAUGUAGUGGAUUUGACAUCUGCAAUGCACGUUCCAUUCCUAUUUAGAUCAUUUGGGUCAAAACCUUUCAGUACCAGGCUCUUCUUGCUUCCCUUAUUGCCCAUUACUUUUGUAGUUAUGUUGGUUAUGUGGGCAUAUUCCAAGGUCUUUUUGAACUCUUUCUACAACUUAAGGGGUCGAUUGCAUCAAACUUGGGUGGUUCCUCGCUUUGGUUUUCAGUAUUUCUUGCCAUUCGCAGCUGAAGGGAUUAAUAAUCAAAUAGAGCAAGCAAUCCUUAGAGCUGAUAGAUUGGGAGUCAAAGUUAUUAGCCUUGCUGCAUUGAACAAGAAUGAGGCACUAAAUGGAGGAGGGACAUUAUUUGUAAACAAACAUCCUAACCUUAAAGUAAGAGUUGUUCAUGGAAAUACCUUAACAGCAGCUGUUAUACUUAAAGAAAUUCCAGAGGAUGUAACUGAGGCUUUCUUAUCUGGAGCCACCUCUAAACUUGGAAGAGUUAUUGCUCUUUACCUUUGUAGAAGACAAGUUCGUGUACUUAUGCUAACAUCAUCAACCGAAAGAUUUCAAAAGAUCCAAAAGGAAGCUCCUGCUGAAUACCAGAAGUACUUAGUCCAGGUGACAAAGUAUGAAGCUGCCAGAAAUUGUAAGACAUGGAUAGUUGGAAAAUGGAUAACACCAAGAGAGCAGAGUUAUGCACCAAAAGGAACUCAUUUCCAUCAAUUUGUAGUUCCUCCAAUUUUGUCCUUUAGAAGAGAUUGUACAUAUGGUGAUCUUGCUGCUAUGAGAUUACCUGAAGAUGUUCAAGGACUUGGAUCUUGUGAGUACACAAUGGAAAGAGGGGUAGUCCAUGCAUGCCAUGCAGGAGGAGUGGUUCAUUCAUUAGAAGGAUGGACACACCAUGAAGUUGGAGCUAUUGAUGUAGACAGAAUUGACUUAGUUUGGGAAGCUGCUAUGAAACAUGGUCUAAAGCCAGUGUCAAGUCUCAAAAAGACAGAUUAAUUAAUUUAAUAUAACUUAAGUUCUCAAAUUAAUUAUUUCCAUUUGUGAACUCAUGAAAAGUCCCCAAUAUUUAAAAAAAAAAAGAUUCUUGGAAUUCUCUCUUAUAAUGACAAAGAGAGAGUGAAUGGGUUGGCUUAGAA
Molecule: messenger RNA, 2248 nt
Organism: Nicotiana tabacum (common tobacco)
Lineage: Eukaryota; Viridiplantae; Streptophyta; Magnoliopsida; Solanales; Solanaceae
Source: RefSeq, a predicted model, not a curated record